Molecule: messenger RNA, 3575 nt
Organism: Eurytemora carolleeae
Lineage: Eukaryota; Metazoa; Arthropoda; Copepoda; Calanoida; Temoridae
Exons: 20
Coding region: 97-2382 (761 amino acids)
Source: RefSeq, a predicted model, not a curated record
UCUAAUCAGACUCAUCUGAGUAAACAGGGUUUCCUCAAUCCUAAACUAACCUGUACAGCGAACAGGGUUUCUUCAAAUUAUAUUUAGUGAGAUAAAAUGGUAUUUCUGAAAGGAGGAGGAGCAGGGGUCGGAGGAGGGUUCGGAGGUUUGGUUGUUUCACUUCUAGUGUUCAUGUCCCCAGCACAAGGUCAAUACUACUGUGCAGGCACAGAAAGCUUUGAUAAGGUGACUGGUGUAGAACUACCCUCUGCUAGUAGAACUCCUCUUUACUCUGCUGUAGGAAAUACAGUCACUGCAGAGUGUAAUAAUAGAUGUCGAGCUAGCGAAGACUGCCCGGCCUUCUUGAUAGAUUACGAAGAAGAAGCUUGCUAUAGACUAGACACUAAUACAGAUGAUAAUAGAGAGUUGAUUGAACCUACAGAGAAGCGAACGAACUACUUUGAGAAGGUUUGUCUCCAAGCUCCGGCAUGUGAGAAAGCCUGGAUAUUCGAGAGAGCUAUGGGAUAUGAGUUGGACGGAUACGACGAUAGGGUUGUAAACCAAGUAGGAACAAGACAGCAGUGCCAGGAGCUGUGUUUGCUUGAAACUGAGUUCCAGUGCCAUAGUGCUGAAUAUGUGUUUAAGACCCUGGAGUGUAGAUUAUCUAGGGAAUCCCGUCGGAGCCAACCUGCAGCAUACAGAGCUACACCAGACGAUAUGGCUUACAUGGAAAAUCAAUGUGCCAGAGAGAGACGGCUGGGAAACUGUGAAUAUGAUGAAUAUAAGAACCAGGAUAUCGGAUUUGCAGAUAUACAAACCUCCGCUAGAAAUCCGGAAGAGUGUGGAGAACAAUGUGACCAAACCUCGGCAUUUAACUGUAGAAGUUAUACUUACUUCCCUGGUACAGGAGUCUGCAGACUUUCUUCAGAUGAUAAUAUAUCUGCUGGACCUCAGGCUGUAACGGAUAGAGCAGGAGCCCAAUAUUUCCAGCGAGCUCCUUGCCUAGACUCGCACAGCACAGGAAGAUUGCACCGAGAGAGACGUCAGGAACCAGCUGUAGGUGUCAAUGGGUCAGAGCAGGCUGGGGGAGGGGGGCAGGGGGAAGUAUCCUUGAUAUGUACUGAUGAAAGUAUGACUGUAACCCUAAACACUGAAGAACCGUUUCAAGGUCGAAUGUAUGCGCAAUCAAAGGGCAAGGAUUGUGAAGUACGAGGACUCUCCAGGACUGAGACUGAGCUGACAUUUUACUUCGAGGAGGAAUCAGCUGCUCGCUGCGGUACACUUAGGGAGGAGAAAGGAGUGUACAGUAAUGUCGUCGUUAUUCAACAUCAUCCAGUCAUUCAGAGGAAGGGAGAUAGGGCUAUCCAACUAUUCUGUUAUUUUGAGACCGGCACCAAGGUUGUUACCAACAGCUACAAUGUUCUCUCCGAUGUAAUUGAUAACUUUGAGUCCUCCACCCCCUCCAGUGUAGUGAACGCUACCGCACCUGCACCCGGAGUAAGGUUAAGGAUCACAACUGAGGACGGAUCCGAUAUCUCCGGGACUAGGUUGGGAGAGAAGCUGUUCCUCAGGAUAGAGAUGGAUCGAGAAUCCAUCUUUGGAAUAUUCGCCAGAAAUCUCAAGGCUAUCAGUGGGGAUGACCAGGAUAGCAUAGAUCUACUGGAUGAACGAGGAUGUCCAACAGAUAAUGUCAUUUUCCCUGGACUGCAGCAGCUACCUGACUCUAGGGAUCUUCAAGGGAACUUCGAGGCAUUCAAGUUCAGUGAUACUAGUGUAGUCAGGUUCCAGGUGAAUGUUCAGUUCUGUGUUGAUGAAUGUAACCCUGUUGAUUGUGAGGAUGGAAUACAAUCCUAUGGUAGGAGAAGAAGAUCUGCAAACUCCUCUCAAUCCGUCCCUGCUCCGACCACAGCCGUCCCUGAACCCUACUCCAGCAGGCUUGUGUUUGACCCGAACCUAGGUCAGGAGGUACUCACCGUAGAUACUCCUUUAUCAAAGGAGAUAAUUGUGGAUUCAGGAGCUAAAGUGGAUUCAUUCAGAACUCCGAGAUUUCAACCUGAACAAGCACCAGGAGGAGUGUACAUAAAGCGUGAGGAGGGUGAAGAGGAGGUGCUGUGUACAACACUACCUGUUGUUGUUGCAACAGCUGCAGCUGUUAUAUUCCUGCAGCUGUGUAUCCUGGUGACCUGUAUCCUGUGUAUCUAUACAGCUAGGCGGGGCAGGAAAACAGACCGCCAAGUUGACCGACAAUCCCUGCACAGUGGGCGGAGUAGUACCACGCCCCUUCCUCCUCCCCUUCACACACUCUACCAUGAUAAUCUAACCUACAGGUCUCCUAUGAGUACCAGUUCUAGAGAAAACUCAGCUAGUACCUUGAAAAGUUUACGGACAUCUCUUAGGGACUAGAGGGACUCCAAGGCAUAGAGGGAGUAGAGGGACUAUAAGGACUUGAGGGACUUGAGGGACAGAGAAACUAGACAAGGACUAGAGUGAAUACAGGGACUAAAGGGACUAGAGGGACUAGAGGGACUAGAGAAACUAGUCAAGGACUAGAGUGAAUACAGGGACUAAAGGGACUAGAGGGACAAAAGAGAAUAUGGAGGAGUAAAGGGACUACAGGGAAUAUAGGAGCUAGAAGUACUUAAGAAGUACAGGGACUAGAGGGAAUAGACUAGGGGUCUACAGGAACUACAGGGACUACAUAGAUUCCAGUGACUACAUGGAGCUACAGGGAAUAGAGGGACUUUAUAGGACGAGACUACAGGGGCUAUACUAGAGGGACUGGACUACAGGGACUAGACAAGAGGCACUGGACUACAGGGACUAGAGUAAAGGAACUACACUAGAUGGAAUAGAAAGAUUAGAGGGACUACAGGGAGUAGAAGGACUAGAAAGAUUAGAGGGACUACAGGGAGUAGAGGGACAACAGCAACUACAGUUAAUGAUCCCGUGUGGAAUAUCACAAAUGAAAAAUAUUUCUUCUUGAAAUUAUCAACAAAAAAAAUAAUAUUCUUUCUUUUGUUUAAAUCCUUUCAAAGUUUUGCAUGAACGACCACAGAAAUUCUUGUUGCGUUUCAUGUUUAAUUCAUGUUAUAAUUACCUAAUAUUUACUUAGAAACAUCCCCCCCCCCUCUCAGAAUAUUUUAAGUGGCAUUUCUAUCGUAUUUUCUUGUAUAUAUUAUAUAAUAAGUGAUGCAUCAAAACUGCCAGUGCUAAUCUGUAUUCUCGCGAAAAUGUUUUUCAAUGAAAUGAUUACUUGUCUCAAAAUUAGAUCUUCUAAUAUAUUUUUGGACCCUGAUGUCGUAGAUUUUUGAUAUCUCAAACUAUGCAUUCUGAUAGAUCUAAUUGUUAAUUAUGAAAUAUUAAAGGUUUACACCAUUAGGUUGCAAAGAUACUGGAAUUAGAAAAUUAGAGUUUAAAACAAGUGUUCAUUCCAUUAUUAUAGAUUUACCAUUAUAAUUAAGACGAAGCUAGACCAUAUGUUUCAAAUUUACCAAAAUAUCCCAGUUUUUCGUCUAGUCAAACGUAACGGCAUUUAUGAAAUUUUAAACUUUUUUGUCAACCAAAAAGUAAUUCAAGUUUAAUUCUAAAUUUGUAAA